UCAUGGCUCAUUCACUUAUUGAAAACGCUACUGGCAAAGUUACCUCUUUCACAGUGCACAUUUCCGAUGCCGAUCUCGAGCAGCUUGGCUUACUUCUUCGAACGACGCCCAUCGCCGAGCCCACCUAUGAGACCAAUCUACCCGAUGGAGAUCGCAAGUUUGGGAUGCGGCACGACUGGUUGACAAAGGCACAUGAACUACACAUCAACACCUUCGAUCACUUUCACAUGAACAUUGAUGAUGAGCUGUGCGACUUUAACGUCCAUUUUGUUGCCAUGUUCUCCAAAAGACAGGAUGCAGUGCCCGUGCUUUUGCUUCAUGGCUGGCCAGGCAGCUUCUUGGAGUUCUUACCUAUGCUCGAUAAGUUGCGUAAGAAGUAUGGCUCUGUUGACUUGCCGUACCAUCUUGUGGUCCCAUCAUUGCCUGGCUAUGCCUUCUCGAGCCCUCCUCCCAUCGAUAAAGAGUUCAGAGUAGAGGAUGUUGCCAGGCUAAUGAACCAGCUGAUGCUCCGCCUCGGCUUCGGAGCCGGAUACAUGGUCCAAGGCGGUGAUGUCGGAAGCAAAGUUGCCAGAGUGAUGGCGGCAAAGUAUGACGAAUGCAAAGACGAACCCGAGCGUCUUGAGCACGAAGUCACAGAUGCCGAGCACAAUGGCCUGCGCAGAGCACGCGAGUUUCUGCAAAUCGGUAGCUCUUACGCUAUUCAACACGCGACUAAACCUGGCACUAUCGGUCUUGUGCUAUCCAGCAAUCCUGUAGCUUUGCUGGCAUGGAUUGGUGACAAGUUCCUCGCAUGGACCGAAGAAGAUCCACCUAUCUCCCUGAUUCUGGAAUCAGUCAGCUUGUAUUGGCUCACGCGAUGUGCAGUGUCAUGCCUCUGGCCUUACCGUAUCGUUAGUGAAUCUCCCUCAAUUUCCUCUGCUUUUGCUCACGGUCAUUACCCAAAGUUUUACACCCCUGGUCUCAAUGGCAACCCGCAUAAUAUGUCUGAGUACAAGAUCCCUGAGAUCAAGCCAUUCGGUUACUCUUACUAUCCAUACGAGUUGUACCCGGUCCCCAAGGCAUGGGCUGCUACAACUGGCAACUUGACUUUCUUCCGAGCUCAUGAUAAAGGAGGACAUUUUGCGGCUAUUGAACAGACUGAGACAUUCCUGGAGGACCUCGAGGAGUUUGUAAAGGAAAGUCGUACAGCAGUGUUGAGUCGAGCCCCGAAGGUGAUGCUGUCGAAACAUAGUAACUUUAGCCGAGCUUGGCAUAUGAAUGCUCCAACUAUCUAC
This is a messenger RNA of Aureobasidium uvarum, 1274 nucleotides long. The record is from the annotation of a GenBank genome assembly. NCBI's taxonomy places the organism in Eukaryota, Fungi, Ascomycota, Dothideomycetes, Dothideales, Saccotheciaceae.